Messenger RNA from Labrus bergylta (ballan wrasse), 2103 nucleotides. Lineage: Eukaryota; Metazoa; Chordata; Actinopteri; Labriformes; Labridae. The record is from RefSeq and is a predicted model, not a curated record.
UCAAUCCAACACACACACCACCCCACCCCCAUAUUUGGACGGCGCAUACAUAGCUAAAAACGAAGUACAGUGCAACGCCAUAAUUCACUAAUACAUCAUAAAUCGUUGAAAGUACCCGCGUUAUAACGACCAAGAGAAAUCUAACAAAUCAAGCGCCCCUUAUCCUCAGCUGUGAGCUGCAACUCUCUAAAACAACCUAAAUGAGCUCGUACUUUGUAAACUCGUUCUCGGGGCGCUACCCAAAUGGCCCCGACUAUCAACUGCUGAAUUAUGGAGCCAGCAGCGGCGCAAUGAACGGCGGGACGUACAGGGACUCUUCCUCCGCCACCAUGCACCAUGCGACGGGCUCUUACGGCUACAGCUACAAUGGCAUGGACCUGACCGUAACCAACCGGGGAGGGGGGAGCAGCGGAGGCGCCAACACCGGAGGACACUUCGGGGGCGGCUCGGUCGUAGGGGACUCCCUGGGUUUCGGCUCCUCCGCCCCGGAGAGGAGCUUCAGACAGCCGUCCAGCUGCUCCCUCGCCUCUGCGGCAGACUCCCUCCUGUUACCCGGCAGUGAAGACUCCAAGCUGGGUGGACAGAACUCUUCUCCCCGCUCCGAGCAACCAGGAAGCGCUAACCUCAGCUCACCAAACCUGUCCUCCGCCUCCUCCUCGGGCGGCGGCGGCUCGACGCGGCGUUUCACGGAGCUGGAUGACGCGUCGCCAGAGCCCGAGGAGCUGCAGCACAACCGGGACACCGGGCACGGCAGCAACCAACCGCCCAGGAGCAGGCAGAAGCAGGAGGGCGGCCCGGCGGGAGCAGGAGCGGGCAGCACGGCGGGCAGCGAGGCUUCUCCUCAGAUAUUUCCCUGGAUGAGAAAGCUGCACAUUAACCAUGAUAUGACGGGCCCGGACGGAAAACGGGCGCGGACGGCGUACACCCGCUACCAGACGCUCGAGCUGGAGAAAGAGUUCCACUUUAACCGGUACCUCACGAGACGACGAAGGAUCGAAAUCGCGCACGCGCUCUGCCUCACCGAGCGACAGAUCAAGAUCUGGUUCCAGAACCGGAGGAUGAAGUGGAAGAAGGACAACAAAUUGAAAAGCAUGAGCCUCUCCUCGGCCGGCAGCGCCUUCCAACCCUGAAAAAAUAUAUUACAACAACAACAAAAAAAAUCCUCCGUCCAUCUCUUUGGGAAGCACGUGCAGGCUUCAAAAGACACAAAACUAAAAGAAACUUGAAGAGACGAAGCGCGUGGAGAGAGGAGCGCGAGGAGACGGUGAUGAAGAAAACAUGUAAAACAAGCAGAUUCCAAAUCUAGAUUUUAAAAACACUCCCUGAGUACUGUACAGCAGCGCAGCACUUUUUAUUUGUCGGCAUGUUGUUGGUCUUUGAUGUUUCAGAGCAACAUAAAAAAUAAUGACGGUGGUACAAAAACAAAACAAAGUAGUGUUCCUGUUUGUUGUCGUCGUUUUAAAAAAAGAAGUGUCUGAAGGAGAGGAUGAAUAAUGCUACCUAACUACCUACAUCCUACCUACUACCUGUUGUUUGAUGUCUAAGUAUCGUUUUAUAUGUCUCGUAUUUGAAAAGUUAGCAUGAGUGCUCUUAUUGUAACUUAUUUACAGCCAAUAACGCGAAUAUAGCGUAUUAGUCUGAGUCCCCCUUAAUCUGUUAUUUACCUCCCAACCAAUCUUUCUCCCUCUGUGUGUGUGUGUGUGUGUGUGUGUGUAUGUAUGUGUGUGUGUGUGUGUGUGUGUGUGUGUGUUGUCUAAACACAGCCCUUAGAAUCCAUCAAUAAUGUUGUGUAAAGCUCUAUUAUUCAUAAAAAAAAGUGUAACUGUAUAUUGUUAUUAUUGUAAUUAUUGAAUCCAUGUUGCAGAAAGGAUGUAAAUAGAUAUGUAUUGACAUUUUUAAAUGUGACCAUUUGGCUAUCUGUAGUUGCAGAGUGUGUGUGUGUGUGUGUGUGUGAGAGAGAGAGAGAGAGAGAGAGAGAGUGUGAGAGAGCAUGUGAUGGAAAUAGCUACCGUCCUGUGAGGCCUGUGAGCUUUCUGCCAAUGAGCUUUUUGUAUUUGUUUGUAACUUGGAGUAAAAAAAAAACAAUAAUAAAGUUUCCAAUAC